Messenger RNA from Pomacea canaliculata, 14712 nucleotides. Its product is annotated as band 3 anion transport protein-like. Gene Ontology annotation, cellular component: plasma membrane. The record is from RefSeq and is a predicted model, not a curated record. Gene Ontology annotation, biological process: monoatomic anion transport; regulation of intracellular pH; bicarbonate transport. Gene Ontology annotation, molecular function: monoatomic anion transmembrane transporter activity; solute:inorganic anion antiporter activity. Lineage: Eukaryota; Metazoa; Mollusca; Gastropoda; Architaenioglossa; Ampullariidae. The transcript has 30 exons. The coding region runs from base 1314 to 5447 and encodes 1377 amino acids.
UCUCUGCAGCGAGAAAAACUUGCCGCCGCCGGUUCGUUACGUAAACAAUUGUUCACCUCUUGCAUUCAAGAUAUUUCGUUUUUCAAAUACAUAAUCAGAUGAUCAAAGAAAGCAUUUAGAAAAUCCGAUCAGCAUCUUUCUCACAAAUACGCACGCACUGAGAGCGGCGCGUGCUUACAGCGAUGACAAAUCCCAGCGGAAGUUCCGCCUCUCCGUCAUCUACGGCAGCUGUUGUCCCCAUAAUGUGACCUCGAUCUCGCCAGUCUCACGGUCAGGUCUGCUUUCCACACAGCCAUAUUGCGGCUGUCGUUGUCGUGUCUAGCCGUUGCUCCUGUUGAAAGGCUGGUUUGUAUGAAGUGUCCACCACACGCACCAUGUUCCGUGGGCGCCGACCUCGCGGUUCGUUUCUAGCCCGAUCCAUGUUUUGUGCGUAACCCUGGCAAGGGACGUAAGCGCUGCAGUCCAGUUAAACCUGUGAUUACUCAUGCACGUCCGAUGAUCCAAGCGAGUAGAAGUUGGGCAACUAAAAACAGUGUGAAGUGAGGAUCAAGCCAGCCAGCUUGAUUCGUUUGAGGGAAGUCUGGGACUUUCCUCGUGUCCACAGUGGAUUUUGUGCCAGUCUCCAUGCUGAGAACUCUUAUCUCCACCCAACAGGUAACAAGUGUCAGUUUUCACAGCAUGACAGCAAGUGAACGGUUUUGGGACAAGACGUAAUUUGUGAACAAGCAGCAAUGGCGGUGACGUCCAAACAGUUUGCAAACAUCAAUCCUUAGUCUCAGUCCCCUUUACAGCCACAACUUUCAGGCUAGAGAAUAUAAUGGCUUUUCUUGGACGGGAUUCUAAGAAGGAAAGGCAUUCGCCUGAGGAGCUGCUCCCACUGACAGGAUCAGUUCAGACCAGCCUAGAACAGGCAGACCUGGGAGAAGCAGAUGGGAGGGGUCAGUCUGAAGAAGAAGAGGCAUUGUUGCUGCCCCUCCAGAGAGGUGCAGGUGGUAGCCUGCACAUGGCAGCUACGGAGCCUGCAAUAUCAUGGCAGCCCAACUUGCUGUAUGAUAUCGGACAACAAGGUGGGGGAACAGAAGAAACUCCCCUUCAUCAGUCAUUCUCUCAUGACGACAUGGAGAAAAUGUUCCUGAAGCCAAACACCUUCAGUGUUGCUGAGCUCUUAGCAGGAUCUGAACCUGUGGAAGCCUUCGGCUUUUGAAAGAUUGCCCAGCAAGCCAUCGCUGUCAGAGUAUUAUCAUGUGGAUGAGUCAGAUUAUGCAAAUCAUCGGCGGUUUUCUUACCCCCACACCCAUCAGCCUUUGCGCUCCAUGUCCAGGGGAUCACUGAAAGGCACCAGUAAAACUGCUGCACUUAAAAAGAAAAAGAAGAAGAAGAAAAAAAAGAAAGUUCGGACCUAUCCCUCUCGCAAUGCUGUUCAGAGCCCACCAAUCCCAGAGGAAGAAGAGAUAGAUGAGGAUGAGGAUUAUGAUGAGACCACAGAUGAUGGGGAUGAAAGUUAUGAAGACAUGGAUGAGAGAGGUGUAGAUGAAGAAGGCGAAUUUAUUGGCAGUGUGCCUCAGGAGUCCCCACUUCAUGUUGUGCCAACAUUUUCAGAUGGUUCUUUAGACUACCAUCAAAGUAGUCGCCCAAGUGGGGCAGAAAGUCCAGUCGGCUUUUACAUUGGAGGAGAACUUCUGGAAGGCCCUCUUGAUGAAGAUGAAGCAGGUCUUGGGUUCCAUGAAAUCACCUCUGAAGAACUUUUACGUGUACCAUCCGUGGCAGCACAGAAAUUCAGACGCAGUGUGUCAGGGGAGCCAACAGCUACACCCAUGUUUGGAGAAGUGUCUGAAGAACCACGCCAGUCAGAGCAUGCAGCUUCCCUCUUUAUGCCUUCUGAAGACCCGUCAUCAACAUCACUCAAUCAAAAAGCCACUGUCAAUGAUGACAAGGUUAAGUUCACAGUGGGUGCUGAUAGUACCUACCCAAGUGUAGCCAAAAUGGAAGAAGUCCAGCAGGACAGUGUGUGGACCCCUCGCGCAGACGAUGAGGUCUCAAGCACCACUGAUGAGACAAGUAACAGCAAUGCUGGGCCAGCCACUGCGUCUGAAAUGAAGCGAGUGUCCAGUACGGACAGUGCCCGCUCCACACGGUCCAAGCACCACCACCAUCAUCGCAAAGAACACUUCCGUCAGGAGGAUCUUAAUCUUCGCCGUCAGAAGGGCAGUGAAGUGCAUUUGAAUGAUGCCUUGAAACAUUACCCAACUGAGGUGGAAGAAGCUGCUUUUCUACAUAAGGCUGAUCUUGAUGAGAUGUCCAGCCAUAGGUUUGCUGAUGUGCCUGGCUUGCGUCGACCCAGGAUUAAGAAGCGAAAGGCUUUGCAUUCUGUGGUUCAUAUUGGCAAAUCACACAAGGAGAAACGGGAAAGAGUGAAAAAGAAACAGUUUGAUCACAGUCCACAUGAGGUUUUUGUGGAACUAGACGAACUGCACAUGGGUGGGGAAGUGGAGCUGGAGUGGCGAGAGAAGGCUCGCUGGAUCAAGUUUGAGGAGGAUGUUGAAGAGGGUGCUGAGCGCUGGGGGAAGCCACAUGUGGCCUCCUUGUCAUUCCACAGUCUCUUAGAGCUACGCAGAGGUUUGGAACAAGGAGUGUUGCUGUUUGAUUUGGAGGCCUCAGAUGUGGCAACUAUUGUAAAUGCUGUGGUGGAGCAAAUGGUUGUGAAUGACCUUCUGAAGGAAGAAGACCGUGGCAAACUUAUCCGAACACUUCUGCUGAAACAUAGGCAUGUGAGUUCCAGGCCAGCAUUUUUGCAGCGGACAAAGUCGUAUUCAAAUCUGGUAGGACUUGAUAGCAACGAACGACAGAGGCACCAACGGGAGAAAACGCUGAUGCCAAAAACCUUGUCAUUGGCUAGCUUUGGGUCCAGCAUGGGUCUCAACCGCUCGGACAAGUACAGCUCCAACCACCAGCUAAACAGUGAUGGCCGGCAGCGAGAUGACAAAGUCAAGGCAAAACUUGAGAUUGUCAAGGUGGAUGUGGAUAACAAUAUGGAGUUGACAACACCCAAUUCUGUCCCUUCUGGGAAGGACACCUCACCUGAAGCAGUGAUUUUUAGGGAAAGUUUUAUUCACUUCACUGAUAAAAUGACGGAUGGUGUCCACAUUGGCCUGGUGCCAGUUCAAGAGCAACAAAAAAAGCAUGUGCAGGACAUCAUGCGACGCAUCCCCGUUGGGUCAGAGGUGAGCACGGUGUUGGUGGGGAAGGUAGAGUACAUGACUCGCCCGGCCCUGGCCUUUGUGCGUCUGUCACAAGGAGAGUUUCUUGAGAAUUUGACAGAAGUGCCACUGCCUGUGCGCUUUGUCUUCAUAGUGCUUGGACCGGACACAGCUGGCAUGGACUACCAUGAAGUAGGCCGCUCCAUCUCAACACUCAUGUCAAAUCAGGCCUUCCAUGAAGUGGCUUACAAAGCAGAGAGCCGAGACGAACUUCUUCAUGCCAUCAACCUGUUUCUGGAUGAUUCCAUUGUGCUGCCUCCAGGUGACUGGGACCAAAGGACUCUUUUGCCCAUUAUGGAUAUGGCUCGCAAGCGGGCUCAUUUACGCCGAAGGAAAAAACAGAAGGAGAAAGAAGACAUGGAGAAGAGCUUGGGAAGGCGCACUUCCGUGGUUUUUCGAACUCUAGAUAGACUUAGUGCAACUUUGCUGGAGAAGGGCUCCCCAGACAUACCAUCAGACCCUUUGCAACGAACUGGUUGCAUUUUUGGUGGUCUCAUCAAUGAUAUCAAGCGCCGGUAUCCAUACUACAUCAGUGACUUUCGUGAUGCUAUGAAUAUCAAGUGUAUAAUGGCCAGCAUCUUCAUCUUUUUUGCUUGCGUUUCACCAUGUAUUGCUUUUGGAGGUUUGUUAGAGGAAAAGACCGGGGGCUUGAUGGGAGUCAGUGAGACCAUGGUAAGCACGGCUGUUGCUGGCAUGAUCUUCAGCCUCCUGUGUGGCCAGCCUCUCAUGCUCAUAGGUGCCACUGGUCCAGUCCUGGUCUUUGAACAGUCCCUCUACAGUUUUGCUUCUUCCAAUGGCAUAGAAUUUCUGCCCAUGAGAGUGUGGAUAGGCUUGUGGGUUGCUGUCAUCUCUACCAUCACUGUGGCUGCAGAAGGGAGCUUUCUCAUCCGUUAUGUCACACGAUUUACAGAGGAGAUCUUUGCCAUUCUUAUUUCCAUCAUCUUCAUUUAUGAAGUGGUCAAGAAGCUUGUUUAUACAUUUGAACAUCAUCCAUUGGCCCAAAGCUACAACUGCUCUUACUUCAACCAGUCUAUCUUGAAUGACACACAGCUCACCCUUGGUGACAGGCGGAAUUUGUCUGUGUCAGAUUAUGCAUAUAAUGACACAAUGUUCAGGGACUUUCCAAAACACAGUCAUGAUGAAAUGUUACCACAGCCAAACACAGCACUGCUGUCUCUCAUCCUCACCCUGGGUACCUUCCUGAUCGCUUACUUCCUUCGCAUUUUUCGCAACAGCAAGUUUCUUGGUCGCAGCGUGCGAAGAGCAUUGGGUGACUUUGGGGUCCUCAUAGCACUGUUGUGCAUGUCACUGCUGGACUACCUCAUCAAGGACACCUAUACACAGAAACUGGCAGUGCCCAGCUCCAUCACCCCAACACUACCUCAGGAGCGCAGCUGGUUCAUCAACCCGAUGGGCAUGAGGAAGCAAAUAGAAGUCUGGGUUGUCUUUGCUACCAUUAUCCCAGCCUUCCUCAUCUUCAUUUUGCUUUUCAUGGAAGUGCAGAUCACAGAGAUGAUCUUGAGCAAGAAGGAACGAAAGCUAAAGAAAGGCUCAGGCUAUCACUUGGAUCAAUUCAUCAUGGGUCUGCUCACCUUUGCAUGUGCCCUUUUUGGCCUGCCCUGGAUGUGUGCUGCCACUGUGCGCACCAUGGCACAUGUUUCGGCUCUCAGCUCGUACAGCAGAACACAUGCCCCUGGAGAAAAGCCCCAUCUGCUGGGUGUGAAGGAGCAGCGUUUCACCAAUUUUGCUGUUCACCUUUUUAUAGGUCUGUCACUACUAAUGGGACCAGUGCUGCGAGCUAUUCCAGUCAUGGCUCUAUUUGGCGUCUUUCUAUACCUGGGUGUGUCAGCCAUGAGUGGUGUUCAGAUGUUUGAGCGUAUCAAGCUGUUACUGAUGCCUGUCAAGUAUCAUCCCUCUGUGGGCUAUGUGAGAAGGGUGCGAGUGACCAAAAUGCACCUGUUCACGAUCAUCCAGCUUGUAUUCUUAGUGGUUCUUCUCAUCAUCAAGUCCACGCAGGCUGCCCUUGCCUUCCCCUUUGCACUCAUCCUUCUGAUUCCUGUUCGCCUCAAAGUCAUCAACAGGUUUUUUACAGAGAAAGAGCUGCAUGAGCUGGACAAAGAAGAAGAAGACUCUGAAAUGGAGGACGAGGAUGAACCUGACUUCUACCAAAUGGCCCACAUGCCUAUCUAGGCUGCCAUGUCCACCCUGCUUCUUGUCAGACUGCUGGUUUCAUGUGGAGACUUGUCACCUUUGCUCGUCACAUCACUUCUCAGCAUGGCCAUGACAGGCUGAGAUUCUUUGUCUCCACUAUGUGGAGUUUUGAGGACCUGGCUGUAGUUUUUUUUUUAAUGCAUGCAUCUAUUUACAGUGUUUGUGAAGAUACUUCAUAUGAAGGGCAUUGUUAUGAAAGGAGGGUGCCACUUGCUUCUGCUGCAUGUUUUAGCCAUGUGAGGCUUUACUAUUUCACUCCUCUCAUCCUGUUUUUAAAAAUCUUUGUGCAAACAAAAGUGCAUACCAGUGACCAUGAGGAGCAAAUGGUGAUGGCGUGGGGUAUGCAAGCUUAAGCACCUGUGAGGUGGCCGGUGAAACUGUUUCUCGGGUGACCCUUCAGAUAGGGUGCUGCAUUUGCAACAUUCUUCCUGAAUAAACUGUUGGAAGUGAAACACAUAUUUGUGAUAAUUGUACGCUGACCAGAUUUGGGUUCAAGAACUGUGGUGGAGCAUGCAUCCAGUUUAGUUGGCAGCUGGACACCUGUUCGCUGAGAAAUGCAUGGACCACGAGCAUUUGUGAGGGGAAAGUGUUUAAUUUUAAAGGGGGUGGGGUGCUUUUAGAAGCUUCACCAAAUGCAAUGUAGUCUGAACUUUGGUAGCCUAUUAUUUAGGCAAACAUUUUACUUCUUUCAUCUGUCACCAUGUUGCAAGUUUCAGUUCAACAAACUUAGCUUUGCUGAACUAACUGCACGUCUAGGUGCAUGAAAAUCUUACAAAAACUUAUGGUCAUGCUAAGAUGACUGCAGAAAACAAAACUGAAUUUUUAAAGAUUUUUUUAUGACUAAAGCUGAAAAUGGGCCAGCUAAUAACUUCAUCAAAAGUAAGUAAGAGGCACUUGAGGGCUUAUUGUAAGAAAGGUAUAAAUGUGAUUGAUAAACAGAUAUCCUAUGUGAUCAUCUGCUGUUGCAUGUGGGCUUAGCUACAAACAAGACAGUACUGCAGAAGACAUUUGUGACGAAUGUAAAUUUUCUGGAAAGAAAAAAAAGAACACUGCUGAAACUUUAUAGAGCUAAUAGAUAUGAACAUAAGACUUGUAUGAAGACAGGGAGACAUUGUGAGGCCCUCACUGGCUUUAAUGUCUCCCUGUCUUUAGAGGGAAAGAAAUAAAAGGGCCUCAGCAAAGCUGUGAUGCAAUGGGGAGCAACAAGAUUUGCAGAUAAAACUUGCUGGUGGCGGUUGACAGGAGAAAUAACUAAUGAUAUCUCUCUAAUCAAUAUCAACCAUCCUUGAUACUUGUCAAGAACCUAAGCAAGCUCUUGAUGUGGUGAAUUUUGUACAGUUAAGAAUCCAAGCAGCCCCAAACUGAAAGCUCAUCUUCACUGCAUCCAGAUACUAAUUUGUGUAACUCGGUAUUUGAAUGGCAAACCUGGAUCUGCCUAUAAAUAGCAGAGAAGCUGGCUGUGUAAUCCAUGUUUAGAUGAAAACACUGAGGGGACGUGGUGACUACUUCACCUCAUGUUUUCUGGAUCUCAUAUCUGAGACAUGCUAGGAUUUUGGUUUGUUUCUUCAAGACUUGUGAAGCAGAUGUUUUUGGUAACAUAGCAAAGAGCCUCUCUGAAAGUGUGUAUAUUAUGUUAUGAAGCAGAGUGAUGCAUGAGACUAAUUUGAGAGAGCAAGCUUGAUGUUAGACUUAAACCUAUUUACUGAAGGACUAGAUGUGCCAGCUGUUUUCUUGCAAGCAUUAAAGACAACAGUUUUGUCUGGAUCAUGCACCUGUGUUCAUUCAUAUUAACCAUUACAGUGGCUUGGAUGCUGAUCACAGAACAAGUUGUUUUGGAUUUGACUGCUUGGUCUUCUUGGAAACGAAGAAAGUUUGUGAACACAUGCAAAAAAAAAAAAAAAAAAAAAAAAAGACUGAGAGCAAUUUUGGACUCAGUAUCCAGAAUGAACACCUCAAGGGCAAUAUAUAAUAUAUAUAUAUAUUUUUUGCUUCAGUGACAUUUUGACCAGAGAAGCAGUGCAGUGACAUGGGAUGAGGUGUGAAUGUUGAUUGGGUGGGGGGAAGGAAUGGAAUAUAGCAUGUUGAAUAUACGAAAGGGAUUUGAUUGGUUGACAUGUCAAAACACUUACUUUCAGCAGGACAACUGAUGAAGAGUUGACGGUGAUGAGCACACGUCAAGAGAAAAUUGCAAGAACGAAGUGUGGAAAAUGUUUUGAUGCAUGUUUUUUUGCAAUUCUUCUUACAAACUUAUGAGUAUGGUUGUGUAGGAAACAUACGUUCUGAUGUACUGGAAGAUGAUGUACAGACAGAAGAAAAAAAGAACGGAGGGGGGAAAGAUCCAUGUGCAUAAUUGUUUCAAAAUACUGUAAUUAGUUUUGUGCUUAUUUAUCAAGUAUUUGGAUCUGCCAAAAUAUAUUUUUGAAAAGUGAAGUAUGCAUAUGAAAAUAAUGUAUUUGAAGAAAUUGAUUGUAAAGUCAUUCCACAGUAGUACAAUUCCUUGCAUGCCUACAUGUGAGAGUGUGUGUUGUACAUGAGAGAGUGAGCAAGUCAUUACCACUUAAAAAAAAAAAAAUUAAGCGAUGAGCUGUCUCCUUAAGUUUUUAAAAUGAAAGACCAUAAAUUUAAUAUAUCAUAAAAAUUUCUUGUCAGACACCUCUUUGAAGAGAUUUUCAUGAUUUCCAUGUUUCUUUCCCACCUCCUUCAUUAUUAAUCUCAUGAGUACACCCAUCGUUGGUGACCCAGAAAAUCCCAGAUGUGGUUGAUUAGAGCUCAGAGUUUGAGCAGAUGCUUCAGAAGUUCCAUCCAUCUGAGCUCUUGUUCCAUGUUGCAAAGGGUCUUCAGCUUAAAAACAUGUAGGGGAGAAAAAGAAUGGUAGCCUUCCAUUUGCCUUUUAUAUACAUUAUCUUGUAUCGCUGUUAGCAUUAUCAAGCUGCUGAGUGUUUCCAAGAUUUUCAUUCAUGUUUCUUCUUGAAGAUAAAAUUAUUUGCUUGUAUUAACUGUGCACUGUGCUGUGACUUGAAAGUUGGGAAAGUUUUCAUUAGCCUGGGACUUGUCUCAUGUUGUUACAUGAAAUCUAAGCUUUGUAAUUUUGUUCCAAACCUGAUGACAGAAAGUCACUGUCUUCCAGCACCCACCCACAUACCCACCCACAUGGAUUUCUAUAUACUGCCUCCUCUGUACAGGGUGUGUUUUAUGUGUUACACUUAGUUCAUGUUCACAAAAUGCUUCAGCUGCACACUACAACUGUAACUAUGUCUUAAGCAGAAUUUUAUCUUUGUUUAUUUUCUUUUUCCCAAGUGUUGAUUUUACUUUCUAAUUUGUUAAACACAAACUGUGUGAUGUUUGGGCCAAAGUCACUAUAUUUUUGGGUAACACUCUUUUAAAAGUCUGUGAGGAGUUUUAUUUUCAAAGGUUGGCUGUGUAAUAUGCCUUACGAUGUAAAUACUUGUACAGGAAACCAGAGAAAAUGAGUUUCCAAAGCUUUAAAUGGCAGAACACAUGAAGACGGCUGUGUCAUGAUUGAGGAUGUUAAUGCUAAGCUAUGUGCCAUAUCAUACUGGUUGUCUGGCUGGUUUGGAAGAGGGAGGAGCAUAAAAGACAUUCACUUUGUCGCACCUUGACUCUUGGUACGAUUUUCUGGCAUAGCUUUCUGUUUUAAUAUCUGAAAAUUUUUAGAUUAGGUUUUUUUUGAUGUAUUCAUAUCACUACCAAACAUACGCAGCUUGAAGUUUUUAACCUGACUGUAAAGCAACUGAGGGAGGGGCCAUGGAAGUGAUUUUGCUGUUUUCAUACCCACAGGUGUCUGGUGAUCCAUAAGAGACCUUGUCAUGAUAUAGACAGUCCUAGAGAUAUAAACGUUUUGCUGUUUUUUCAGGAGUUAAAAUUUUGUAUCUGUAAGUGGAAAUUUUUAAAUAUCAGGUUUUAGUUGAAGAAUUCUGGCAUUUGUUGUUACCAUUUCUGUUGCAUGAGUGAACUAAGUAAUAAAAGAUUUUCUUCAAGAUAGAAAUACACCAAAAACCAGUCGGAGAUUGAUUUCAACCCUUUUCCUUCUUUUAUCCCCUUUGUUCUGUACCCAUCUCAGUCUCUCUUUCCUUGCAUCAUUCUGAUUUUACAGUGUGUGCUUAUUAGUUACCUUGUUAGUAACAGUUUAUUUUUUUUAAAUGGUCGAUAAUGAUAAAACAUCUUGUCUCACUAAAAUUUAUUGUUAAUAUAUGUUCUGUCAGCACUGUGUUCUGAUGUUUACAUGCACCCAUCCACACAUGCAUACAAAUUUGGACACAAUAGACUGUGGAAAACAUGUUUGGACAUGUUAGACUGACAAAUAGAAUUGAAGGGAUUUUCAAUCAUCACAGUUUUGCUUUUUUUUUCCUGCCUUUUACAGUUAGUAUGAUGUACAUUAUAGUGGCAUAUUUGUCAUAUCGUUGAGUUUUGUAAGGUGUUUGGCUGGCAUGCUGGUCAAGUCUUAGUGUUUGUAAGGUGCAUCAUUGGAAUAUAAGUCAUGUCCUUAAGUUUAGGGAGGUACAUCACUGGAGGUGAUGGUGCCACAACAGGACUACCUCAAUCAGCUGUUGUCCCAGACCUUAUGGGUUAAUGUGCCAUUGCAAAGAGAUUAGAAAUUUUCAUUGUGAAUGUACAUUUUCAGCAAAACAGCAAUCUGGUUCACAUACCACACUCUGCAAAAUGCCCGUGAUGUUCAGUUUAUAAUGUUAUAGUGCGUAUGCAAAUGCUCUUUCCCUUAAAAUCUCAGUAAAACUGGCAUUGAAAAUGGCAAACAUGUUGCACAGAAACCUUGUUACUUGUCUUCCUGGUCUGUUGCCAUGUCUAUCUUUGUGGUGUCUGUUACUUCAAUCAUUUCUAUUCUUGUACCAAUGUUCUGUCUGUUUUCAUGCCUCCUUAUUCUGUUGUAUUUGUUGAGAGGUAAGCUCUUCUGAUGGUUAACGUGAAGCAAUCAGCUUGAGUAUAUAAAUAUGAGCUGUGAGCAUAUAGCUGUGGUGCCUGGUCUCUUUUUGGGAGAACAUUGGCAAGGGUUUUUUUUUUUCUUUUUCUUUUUUAAAAUAGAUGUUGGCACUAUUUUUUGCUUUACAGUAUUAGUUAAGAAAUGGCUUUAUGGCCAGUACAAAUAGGUUUCUGGAAGAAAAAAAAGUGAGUCAGCAACACAAGCUGGAGCAUUCUCCCAUUUAACUAAUCUUUCCACAAGCUCUUAUUUGAUUGGUGGGUGUCAUGCAUCCGCUCAUGUUUGGUGUUCUAGUGUUCUAGUCUGGUGUGUGCAUUUUCCCAACUCCUUUUCUGCCUAAUUUAAUCUUUCAGAUUAUUUCACAAAUUUGAGUUUCAGAGGACUAUUUCUUUUAAGAGUCAACUUUUAAGUGGUAGCGAUGUUUUCAUUGGUUUUUCUCAUUUUGCAAUGUCUUCAAAACGCUGGAUGAGGCCUGCUGAAGUUUUCGCAGUUUAUGGUCUCUUCGUGUCCAAAUAAUUAAACAGAUAAGUAGAUUAAGCUCAGUCUUUUGUGUCUUAUUCUCUUUUUUUUCUAACUUGUUUUGUGUUUUCCUGGUGGAGGAUUCCUGCUAUAUACUGGAAGAAAGGCCAGUGAGGUUUUUAAACAUACACGGAAUAUGUCUGAUAAAACUUGUCUCCUGCUGCAGUGUUCUUUUGUACAUCUAAAGUCAUAACCAAAAAGGUUUUAAUGAACAUCUCCCUCAAUUACACACAUGCAUACACAUCUACAAAUUCUUUCAUACACACCUGCACAGACACAUAAAUAUGUUUAGAUUUUUUAAAACUUAAAACGAUGCAUUGGAUGGAAUGCAUUCACACAACAAAAAAGCAAAAUCUUUUCCUCAUAUCCAGUUGAGUAGAAUUUUCUAGAACCUUUGAGCAGGAUUAGUUUUCUUGGUACUUAUAAAAGAAUUCCUCUUGUGAUUUUACAAGCCUUAGCAGGUAAAUAAUAUGGCAGAAGCAGAUACUCCAGACCUGGGGACAGUGCAGCUAGCUUGCCCAAUAAACAAUACCACCACGAGUCUUUUGUAAUUUCACUUGUUUUUUCUCUUUUUGCUGUGAAAUAUGUGAAGCCUCAGGUUUCGGAAGUAUUUCUGUGAAAUUUUGUGAUCUGAAGUCUUUUCAUAUCAUGAACAGGACAGCAUGUGUCACCACUGGCCAUUUGUGCAUGCAUAUAAGCUUUUGUUAGAGAAGGGAUUUUCUCUUCAGCUAAACCUGCCCAUUAUAUUUUAAGUCUUUCUUAAAGAGUUGUCAGAUAUUUACACAUAUUUAAAUGGUCUUUAAAGUUGCUGGCCAACACCUUUGAUCAGAAAAUCUGCUAAAUAAUAUCACACGAGUAGUGCAUGGUCCUUGCUGUUGGAAAUCUUGUCAAGUGGCACUACAGCAUUUGCACUAAGAAUAUUGCCAUAUGUUCAUGUUUGCAGUGAAGAUUACAUAUGGUUUCGUAAAAAUAAAUGUGCAGCUCUUAUCCAGGACAUAUUUGUGUUUAUAUUUGAAAAAGCACAGCUGUUUAGUGCUCCUUAAUUCACAUUCAGCACCUAUCAAGCUUAAUUUUUACAAUCUCAGCAAAAGCUGAAUCCAUUUUUCUAAUUUGGCCUCUGCUGUAGGGUCCAAACAUAAACCAUCAUACAUCUCAGGAAAAAGGUUUAGUGGUGGUAUCAUCUACAAUAACAAACUGCAACAUUUCUGUGAAUGUACUUACAUUUUUAGGUUUUCUUUUAUGUUUGAGUUUGGAUAAUGAUGCCUAAAUCAAGCUGCACUCAGUGCUGUGGAAUCUUUGACCAGUUUUCUUUGCUUUUGUACAGUCCACUCCUUCACCUAUAUGUUUAGUCAAAAACAAUGAAUUACAGAUCUUUGUCAAGAGUGAAAACAACUAAUCUUAUUUAUGCACAAAAUUAAUUUGACUAGUGUCAUCUGAAAGCUAAUAGUGAGGAGAAGAAAUAUUUAUUUAACGAAAAUUUGGUGGCAGUAUCCUGAUGUAAACAUCUAAGAUUCACUAUACUUUGUCUUUUAUGGUCUCUGUAGCUUUGAAAGCUAACUCUGUAAUAGGUCUUCUUAGAGUGGUAUCCCUUUGUUAACUGGUGAGCAUUAGGGUUCCUGUUUGUCAGUUGCCAAAACCAUAAAUGGUUCCAUGUAGGUUAUCCUUAAUUUAAAUAUAAGAAUAAUGCUUGUCACUUCUGUGCUACCUACUGUGCAAAAAGCACAUAACGUGUCUAAAGACCCUUAACCAAACAAAGUUUUGGCCAGCCUUUAACCAUGUGUAAACUUUGCCCAGUUGGUCACACUGGUGUCCAUAUUUGUCCAGUUUAGGUAACAUCAAUAAAAUAAUGCCAUUCAGUAUUUUUCAUUUGUCAUGUGGUAGGAGUAAUGACACCCAGUAAAGAACGAGUCCAUUUCAUAACAUGCCAAAAUUCCUCUAGUUAAAAACUGCUGAAGGACAUAUAUUCUUUAUAUCCCAAAUGAUAACCAUCACAUGCAGGAGCUUCUUCUGCAUUCCGAAGAGUGCUUACACAUUUAGUAUCAUUUAUGCUACUAUGAACUCUAGUCAUCUGGGAUGUGACCAUCAUGUAGGAAGUCAGCUGGUAUAUUGUAUAAGCAGGGUACUUGUGCAUCUUACUGAUCUUUGCUUCUACAAUUAACAGAUUUACAAAUCUGUUUAAGACUUCAGUAGCAUUUCUCAUGGCAAUUCUGUGUCAGAGCAUGUGAUUAAAAAACAGUCUUAUCUCUGACAUCUGUGAGCAAUCUUGCAUUUUUUCCCCGCUAACACCACCACUUCUUAAGUAGCUUUUUGGUCGAAAACUUUGUCUGGUCAGUUUUAAAUAUCAUAUAUAACAGGGUAGUUCACUAGUGACCCUUGCAUUGUAAAUAAAUAUUUAUAAGCAAGAACACAUUACAUUAAUUUUUAUAAAGUGUGAAGACAGAAUAGUUAUUAUGGAUAGUAUUUUUAACUACUGUUCAAAUACAGAUGGCAUGAUGCAUCACUUUGAAUAUAUGAUCAGUGACCUUGAAGCACAAAUCACUGCAUGUGUUGUGUUCCUUCAGAAAAUUACCAGAAUUCCAUUUCUCAUAUUUCUGUUGUUGAGUAUUAGCUGCAAAUUUUAUAUUUUUCUUUUACAUGUACACCAAGUGCUUGUUAUAAGGUGGUGUAUUAUUUUUAAAUAAACUUGUUAUAUAGGUCUGUACAUACCACAGACAAGAUGUUUUAAGCCUAGACAAGUUCUUAUUUUUUCUUUUGUAACCCAAGAAGCGAGGUUAAACAUUCACUUUUGUUUUAAUCCGAUACAGUUUUGAGGUAUACUGUGAAACGUGUAUUUGUCACUAAUGCGGGCUUGCCAGUGCUCCCUAAAAUGAGCGGACUUUCUAGCACUGAAGAAUAUGCCUAUCAUUUUUAAUCGCCUAAACAAGUAUAGAACUGUUGGCCAAACUUCAAAAUCCUGACCACACAAUUGAUCUCUCCUGUUUUCUCAUUGGCUUGAAGAACAGCAUGUAUGUUUUCUAAGCGUAUAAAGUGCUUGUUGGACUGUUUGGGAAGGAGGUGGGUAGAAAGAUCAGCUACAAGUUGCAUUGAAAAAGAGACUUUCAAAAUAAGUAUGCAUACUAUUAAGUAAUAGCUCUAGUAUACAAUUGUUAUAGCUACUUUCAAUAUUUUACAUGCUGCUAGGGUAUAGUAGAAUUAAAUGCAUGACAAUUGAUUGUCCCAGGAAAAGAUUUAAAAAAAAAUAAUUUCUGCAAUUUUAUUUUAGAGCUCUCAUCUUUGUUUUGAAUUUUGUAUAUGCUAAAAUAUCUUAACCAGCGACCCCUGUAAUACUUUUAAUGAUUUAUCAAUAUGUAUGGCUUAACAGUCUUAACCAGUGGUUCAUGUAACUCAGUUCAUUGUCAGGGUUAGGGAAUUCAUUCAUCUAAUUUGUGGCAGGGGGUUGCUUCCUGCACGAUACAACGCCAUAAUUUUGCUGAAGAGUGGAGAUUGAUCCCGCAGGUUGGCUGUGCAAGGGCUGUGAUGCUGGUGAAAACGAAUGUUUUUUAAGCCUUGUGGGUUAUGCUGCAAGAUAUUGAAUGCAUGCUUAAAAUGCUUGAUGGUGCAGAUCUGUUCUAGUUACAACUGCAUGGAUGUCACAUUAAAUGGCAAUUUUCAAUGUUGUCUCAUAGAGUGCUUUCUUGAAAAAAAAAUCCCUUUUGCUGCUGUCUUUAUACAUAGUGUAUUAAAUGACCAAUGUAGACUAGCUUGCCAAUAAAUCAGCAUAGUUAUUUUGUC